Messenger RNA from Micropterus salmoides (largemouth bass), 4522 nucleotides. RefSeq names its product solute carrier family 12 member 1 (gene slc12a1). The coding region runs from base 403 to 3537 and encodes 1044 amino acids. Lineage: Eukaryota; Metazoa; Chordata; Actinopteri; Centrarchiformes; Centrarchidae. The record is from RefSeq and is a predicted model, not a curated record. Gene Ontology annotation, molecular function: sodium:potassium:chloride symporter activity. Gene Ontology annotation, biological process: sodium ion transmembrane transport; chloride transmembrane transport; sodium ion homeostasis. The transcript is spliced from 26 exons. Gene Ontology annotation, cellular component: membrane.
AGCAAUGAGCGUCUUUAUCUCUUGUUUGGCGUUUAUGACUUGGUUAAUCGUUAAGCAAUGCCUUUGUGUCCCCUAGGAUGGAGCAAGGACAUAUCUGACACCCCUCUUUCAGUUUUCUGAGGGUUGAUCCAAAGAGUUAGCCAAUAGCUGGCCACCACUGUAUGACCCUGGGAUGCAGGGUAUAAAGGUAGGUCAUCUGAGACAAAUCAAGCUUAUGCUCAAGAAGCUCAGAGAAGAGAUCUCUAUAAAUCUAAUCCUAGGCUAGUCUAUACAUCAAUUAACAAGGAUAACCACCCCUGUUGAUGGAGUGAUCCUCUCUUUUAAAUUUUGUUGGAUGACUUAAGACCUACAACGCUGUUAUCCUUGACUGUUUAAAUCUGAGAAUCUCCUUCAGCAUUCCUGAUGGAGAGGUUCAAGUCUUACGGAGGGGUACAUGUUAACUCUGCUUAUGAUUCCACUCUGGAUGAACCUCCUGUCUAUGAGGAGACCAACUUUCCUAAUGGGGAACACCGGACGGUCCGGCCCUCGGUUGUCAGUGCCUUUGGUCAUGACACUUUGGAUCGGGUGCCCAACAUCGACUUCUAUCGCAAUGCAGGCAGUGUGAGUGGUCAUCGAGCUGUGCGACCAUCCCUGCAGGAGCUCCACGAUGUGUUUCAGAAAAAUGGAGCGAUCUCUGUGCCAGACACUGUGGAGGACGAUGACAAGGGGAGUGACGGUACCCCCUCUGAUGAUCUGGAGUCUGCAGUUCCCACUGACAGCAACAAUGGAGCAGUAAAGUUUGGCUGGAUAAGGGGCGUCCUGGUGAGAUGCAUGCUGAACAUCUGGGGUGUCAUGUUGUUCAUCCGUCUAUCCUGGAUUUUUGGCCAGGCAGGCUGGGGUCUGGGGAUUGUGAUUGUUCUUCUCAGCUGCGUGGUCACCACCAUCACUGGCCUUUCCAUGUCUGCCAUUUGUACCAAUGGCGUGGUCAGAGGAGGAGGAGCCUACUACUUGAUAUCUCGCAGUUUGGGACCAGAGUUUGGUGGGUCGAUUGGCCUAAUUUUUGCCUUUGCCAAUGCAGUGGCUGUAGCCAUGUAUGUUGUGGGAUUUGCUGAGACCGUGGUCGAGUUGCUCAAGGAUAACGAUGCCAUCAUGGUGGAUGAAAUAAAUGACAUCAGAAUCGUUGGGUGUAUUACAGUGGUGUUGCUGUUGGCCAUAUCAGUUGCUGGAAUGGAAUGGGAGGCCAAGGCACAGAUUGUUCUACUCGUCAUCUUGCUGGUGGCCAUAGUGAAUGUAUUUGUAGGAACAGUCAUUCCUGCAACCGAGGCUCAGAAAUCUAAAGGCAUCUUUAAUUAUCACCCGAAAAUCUUCUCAGAGAAUUUUACUCCAGAUUUUCGAGAGGGUGAGACAUUUUUUUCAGUGUUUGCCAUCUUUUUCCCUGCUGCGACCGGGAUCCUGGCUGGAGCCAACAUCUCUGGAGACUUACGGGAUCCUCAGGGAGCCAUACCUAAAGGUACCUUGCUGGCCAUCCUGAUAACUGGUCUCACCUACCUGGCUGUGGCCCUUUGUGUCUCCGCCACUGUUGUCCGAGAUGCCACAGGAAACACGACUGACCUCAUUAGUCCUGCUGGAGCACCAUGUACUGGUUCAGCAGUAGCUGCUUGUGAGCUCGGCUAUAAUUUCUCUUCCUGUGCAGUAGAAACAUGCAAAUUUGGCUUGAUUAACAACAAUCAGGUGAUGACCAUGGUAUCUGGGUUUGGUCCCCUCAUCAUUGCUGGAACGUUCUCAGCCACCCUUUCAUCAGCCCUGGCUUCACUUGUCAGUGCUCCCAAAGUCUUCCAAGCACUGUGUAAAGACAACAUCUACAAGAUCCUGCACUUCUUUGCCAAGGGACAUGGCAAAAACAACGAGCCAAUACGUGGAUAUGUCCUCACGUUCAUUAUUUCUGUGGCUUUCAUUCUCAUCGGUAAUCUCAACACCAUCGCUCCUAUCAUCUCAAACUUCUUCCUGGCAUCUUAUGCGCUCAUCAAUUUCUCCUGUUUUCAUGCAUCCUAUGCCAAGUCUCCAGGCUGGAGACCAGCAUAUAAAUACUACAACAUGUGGUUAUCGCUGUUGGGUGCAUUGCUCUGCUGUGUUGUUAUGUUUGUUAUCAACUGGUGGGCUGCUCUACUCACAUAUGGCAUUGAAAUCCUCCUCUACGUUUAUGUCACUGUCAAGAAGCCAGAUGUGAACUGGGGUUCCUCCACGCAGGCGGUGACAUUUGUGAGUGCAGUCAGCAAUGCUCUGUCUCUGUCUGCUGUAGAAGAUCAUGUCAAGAACUUCAGGCCUCAGAUCUUAGCACUGACUGGUUCAGCACGGACCAGACCAGCUCUCCUAGACCUGGCUCACUCCUUCUCUAAGAACUAUGGACUCUGUCUCACCUGUGAAGUAUUUUUGGGCCCAAGGUCAGAGGCCCUGAAGGAGAUGAACAAUGGCAUAGAGAAGAACCAGAUGUGGCUUUUAAAGGCCAAACGCAAGGCAUUUUACGCUGCUGUGGUUGGUGAGAACUUCAGGGAUGGGGCUAAGAGCCUGUUGCAGGCUUCUGGUCUUGGCCGUAUGAAGCCUAACACAAUAAUGAUAGGCUUCAAGGGGAACUGGAGGACUGCAGGCACAGAAGCGGUGCAGAGUUAUGUGGGAAUACUGCAUGAUGCAUUUGACUUUGAGCAUGGGACAGUGGUGCUGAGGAUGAACCAGGGACUUGAUGUGUCGCACAUUGUCGAGGCAGAAGAGGAGAUGCUAAAGGCAGCAAGGGAGCAACAGGCAGUAGAAGAUGAGAUGAUGCCGAAUGGAGAGAAAGCAAGAGGACUUUUCAGGAAGUCCAGGAAACCCUCUCAGCAAGUGCUCACGACCAGGGUAUCAGUCUGCGGCCCUCCACCCCCGCAGGUUGCCAAGAUGAAUGAGAGGCUGUUGGAGGCCAGUGCUCAAUUCAAGAAGAAACAGCCUAAAGGCACCAUUGAUGUGUGGUGGCUGUUUGACGAUGGAGGCCUUACCCUGCUACUCCCGUACAUCCUCACUACCAGGAAGAAGUGGAAAGACAGCAAAUUAAGGAUCUUCAUCGCAGGGCAGCCUGGACGCAGUGAGCUGGAUAAAGAUGAGAUGAAGUCUCUGUUGCAGAAAUUCAGAAUUAACUGCAGUGACAUUAAUGUCAUUGAUGACAUCCAUGUCCAACCCCGCUCUGACAGCUUGAAAAAGUUAGAGGACAUGAUUGAGCCUUUCCGCCUACAUGAGGAGUCUAAAGACCAUGCUCAGGCUGAAGCCAUGCGGAGGGAUCAGCCCUGGAAAAUCACUGACGAAGAGCUGAGCACCUUUGAGGAGAAGACCAGCCUCCAGGUACGACUGAAUGAGGUUCUUCAGGAAAACUCCAAAUCAGCAAAUCUGAUUAUUGUGAGCAUGCCCAUUGCUCGUAAGGAAUCUGUUUCUGAUUUCCUCUACAUGGCCUGGCUGGACAUUCUGACAAAGGACCUUCCACCCACCCUACUCAUUAGAGGCAACCACAAGAGUGUGCUUACUUUCUACUCCUGAGCGCCUUGCAGGCUUUGCAGGUAGCUAUAAAGGAAAUAAAUGAUAGUAACAUAAUGAUGGAUAUGUUCAUGAAGACACAAUGUAACACAAACAUUUUAGUCCUGAUGAGGACAUUCAUACUAUUCAUAAAGCUUGUUAAUAUUUUACCAUUAACCUGUUUUAUCACUUUGUCUGAUAUGUGUUGUGUCAUGAUAGCUUGGGCAUGCUGUGAUCUUGCAAUUACUGUGAAGUUGCAACCAGCUUGCCAGCAAGGGAACCUCACAUUGUACUACACUGUACCAGCGUAAACUUUUAACUGCUGCACUGCUCUUUAUGUGAAUGCUGUCAGUAAGGAAUAAGACUGGUCUAAAUAAGGAAAAAUGAAUUUCUGACAUUGAACUUUGUAAAUGUCUGACAGGCUGAAUGUAAAUUUAACAGCAAAGUUUGAGGCUCUUUGAAACUAUGGACAAGUGUGGAAAAAAUACUCAUUAUUUUAUGAAUAAUAUUAUAUAAAUAGAAUAAAAACAAAUGGUCAUAAAUUGGGGUUAGAACAAAGUCAAAUCACACAUCUUCCUAACUUGGUCAGAUCAGUCCAGUGAACAAAGGCAGAGACAGACAGAGAUACAAGGCUGCUUUGUUACACUAACCUGACUGUUUCCUGCUGCUGUGAUUGUAAAAUAAAUGUAUAUAGUAGAUGUAUUUUGAGCAAAAACCUUUUCAUGAAUGAUUAACAGCAUCUGUUGUUUAAACUGUUGUAUUAGUAGUUUUAUUCUUUAUUAAACAUUCAUUGAUAUUCCCUGAGUGUAAAAUACACUGCUAUUAUAAAGCUGUUUACAGCAAUACUAUUAAAAUAUUCUUAAUGUUACUAGUAUCACAGUUCACAAAACUGAAUAAAAUUAAAGACUGUAAAGCCAAUUUGUCUGUGUAUUUUAGCCUAGUAUCUGUCUUCCUAUUUAAAAGAUAUAAUUAUCAUUAUCUGAAAUAAAUAAUUAAAAGCUAUUCUUAU